UGCCGUAGAUGUGCCUAGGUUUGUGAAAAUGAAGCGAAGAAGAAGUUAUUUCUUUUAAGUGAAACGCCGAGGUUCCCCGGAGGAGGACUUUGCGUCUAUAACCAUCAUCUCUAUAAGUGGUAAACUUAGCUGUACUUUUGAACUUUUGUGCCCCCGAAAUGAUGAAGCUCAAGUCAAACCAAACCCGGACGUACGACGGGGAUGGCUACAAGAAGCGGGCCGCCUGUCUGUGCUUCAGGAGCGAGACCGAGGAGGAGGUGCUGCUCGUGAGCAGUAGUCGACAUCCUGACAAGUGGAUAGUUCCUGGAGGGGGAAUGGAGCCGGAGGAAGAGCCCAAUGUUGCUGCAGCUCGCGAAGUGUGUGAAGAGGCCGGUGUGAAGGGGACUUUAGGUCGCUUAGUUGGAGUAUUUGAGAACCAAGAGCGGAAACACAGAACCUACGUCUAUGUUCUUAUUGUAACAGAGGUGCUGGAGGACUGGGAGGACUCGGUCAACAUUGGGAGAAAAAGGGAAUGGUUUAAAAUAGACGAUGCCAUACAAGUGUUGCAGUGUCACAAGCCUGUGCAGGCCACCUACUUUGAGGCUCUCCAGGAGAGUUGCCUGACCAGUAACGGAACACCUUUGGUGACCACGAUAGGUGGGGACCUCUCCCCUACCUACAGCAUCAAUCAGAGCUCCGUCUCGGGUAUCAGAUAACUAAAACCAUAACUCUGACACCCCCUGGAGCUUUCGCCACCACUUGCGCUCUUACUUGUGUCAUUUCUCUUCUCUUCUCUUCUCUUCUCUUUUUUUGUCUCAAUAACAUGGUUUGCCUUGCCAACUCCUUUGUGCCAGAACUGUGGCACAGACUUGAUGACAAGUGUUGGGUGAAUAGUCUGAAACACUUUGUAAAUGUAAAUGUAAUUUUUGACCCCUCUUUUUUUUUUUUUUUCUUUUUACUGACAACUGCAUGAAAUGUCCCCUCGCUCCUUUCAUUCUCUUUCCUUAACGCGCCCUUAGCGUGGUGUUUAUUGAAUGCAAGAACUACUUUUUACUGUUGUAAUGUAAAAGUGUAUACUUAGUGCUUAAGCUGAAGGCUUUUGGUGGUCUUUUUAACGUCUCCUCCAUUUUUUGUUUAUUUUUCUGUGAAUGAAUGUGCCCAAUAGUGUAGUCCCUCCCCUGUUAUAAGGAUAGGAAAUGCUGUCUGUAUCUGAAUGAACAGAAUUGUGGGAAGUGACUUGUGUUGCAUGAGCACUGUUAUGUUGCGUCACACUCGCUCGAGUGACCUGAUGCUGACUGUGCAACAGACUUGUAGUAAGGUCUUUGGAUUCUCUUUAUUUUGCUCCUUAUCGUAGAUAUUGUGAUGUCUCUUUUAUCAGAAGGAUAUGGCCCCUCAGUAGUCUUUCAAUUUCAAGUGUCAAGUGUGUUCUCUCUUUUUUGGGAAACUAGCCAAGCACUACAAGUUUCACUCUCAAACAGAGAAUAAAUACUGUACAGAGAGCAGAAGAAUGUCAACACACAAUGUAAAAUGAACCACCUUUCUCCUCAGUGUCUUUACCUCCUUUUAAUCCCGUUUGUUUUCUUUUUUUUAAAAUGCUUCCUCCACAUACUGAGAGGUUAGAAGUAGUAUGUUUCAAAAUCAUGGACUUGUAAUUUCAAAAUGCAGCACAUAUCACUUAAGUUAUUAAAACCAAUUUCUGUAUUUUACUCCUCACAUUCAGUUUGGUUAAAAGCAAUUGUUUACAUUGUGUUCGUAAAAUAGCACAUGUGACUUUAGUGGGCACGUUUCAUUAUGGUCAUUUUUUUUUUUUACCCUUCUUUCUUUAGUAUUUAAUCUGCAUCCCCAAAAACACUCAAAACACCUGCUUGACAUUGAAAGUAAUGGAAUCUAUAAUGCUGUCUUUGGCAAGAUGCAGAACAAACAAGCCUUGUACAGUUUGAGACCUCGUUUUUAACAUGUAAAAUGCUUUUGGAUACUAGUUUUUGUUGUUUUCUUUUUUUUUUUCCUUCUUUUUUU
Molecule: messenger RNA, 1995 nt
Organism: Seriola dumerili (greater amberjack)
Lineage: Eukaryota; Metazoa; Chordata; Actinopteri; Carangiformes; Carangidae
Gene: nudt3b
Product: nudix hydrolase 3
Exons: 5
Coding region: 159-695 (178 amino acids)
Biological process (GO): diphosphoinositol polyphosphate metabolic process; adenosine 5'-(hexahydrogen pentaphosphate) catabolic process; diadenosine pentaphosphate catabolic process
Cellular component (GO): nucleus; cytoplasm
Molecular function (GO): bis(5'-adenosyl)-hexaphosphatase activity; bis(5'-adenosyl)-pentaphosphatase activity; diphosphoinositol-polyphosphate diphosphatase activity
Source: RefSeq, a predicted model, not a curated record